AUGGAAAUGCACGAAAUAGACAGGGUGUUGAGGCAGUUUGGGUGGAGGCAACGAAUUCCACCGCCACCGCAAGACCUGAAGGAACUACACAAUGUGGACAUAUGGGGGAAUGACAACAUCGACUGGUUGAAAGCAAUGCUAUUAAUGCUGGGGCCUCAACAUUUCAUUGCUUAUGCUUCUGAAGUGUGUGGAGAAGAGUAUUGGGCUUUGGUACUUUCAGUUGUUAGUACAUCGCGAGGCAUAGGACUGAUUAUUGGCCUUGCUAUUAGAGGAUUCUUUGUACAGCCUGUAGAGAAAUAUCCAAAUCUUUUCGCAGAAAGCUCCAUUUUCGUGAGAUUUACCUACUUCCAACCAUGCCUCAUAAUAUCAGUUUAUGCUGUUGGAUCUCUUAUUGCCUGCAAAUGGCUUCCAGCGAUUUAUAAGAUUUCUGUUGUUUAUUUCUUUCUCCUUUCUGGUGACGAACACUUACACAGGAAACUUUACACAAAAAGCGUUAGUCUAAUAGCAUGCUUUCCAUCAUUUCCAGGAUUUGGUCUUUUACUGUUUCAACUGCUGUUGUAUCCACCAGUUGAGAGACGCCUUGGGCCUCUCAUGGUUACACGCCUUUCAGCUGGAAAUUUUUACUUCCACAUCACUGUUUCACUUGUUACUGGAUUAUUCAUAUUGCUGAACAAUGCAGUGCCUCAAAGUCAGAGAGGGGCUGCUAAUGCCAUUUCAAUAACUGCAAUGUCUGUUUUCAAAGCAUUUGGUCCAGCAGGAGGAGGAGCGCUAUUUUCUUGGGCACAAGAGCGACAAGUUGUCUCUUUUCUUCCAGGUGAUCAAAUGGUUUUCUUUGCGCUAAACGUGGUUCAAUUUAUUGGGUUGCUAUUGACUUUCAAGCCCUUUCUUGCUGAACCGUACCAGAGAGAAUAUCAUCAACAAUUAUUUUUUUAGUUCACUUCAUCGGUGUUCUCGUCAUAUGAAUCAUUGUUGAUUAGUGAAUUGACCCGAAUAAAGUUUGUAAUAUUUGGGAUGAUAUAUCAUUACAAUGUUCUAACUUUUUUAUGUUGAAAAACUGUAUAACAUAUGGAUUAUGACAUAGAGUUUCAUGAAUUUCAUGUAACCUUUUGUUAAUAUAUGAAUAUUAUGUUUAUGCAAAAUAUAAUUCUCAAGUUAUUUAUUA
Messenger RNA from Gossypium raimondii (Peruvian cotton), 1162 nucleotides. RefSeq names its product probable peptide/nitrate transporter At3g43790. The record is from RefSeq and is a predicted model, not a curated record. The transcript is spliced from 11 exons. Lineage: Eukaryota; Viridiplantae; Streptophyta; Magnoliopsida; Malvales; Malvaceae. The coding region runs from base 1 to 933 and encodes 310 amino acids.